AUGACCGGAAACUACAGCAAACCCGCAAUGGCGCAGCCUGCGGCACAAGUGCUGGGCUACUCCUGCCGUCUUCCCGAGUCCGGCAGCCCAUCCGAGUUCUGGGAGAACCUCCUCACCGGUGUCGACAUGCAGACACAGGACGACCGUCGCUGGCCAGUGGGGCAGCUGAAGACACCGCCUCGUUCCGGCAAGCUGCCAGACUAUGACAAGUUUGAUGCCAGCUUCUUCACAGUGCAUGCCCAGCAGGCAAACAAAAUGGACCCCCAGCUGAGGAAGCUGCUGGAAGUGUCCUACGAGGCACUGAUUCACAGCGGCCUCAUUAUCGGAGACCUGCCCUCAGAGCGCUGCGGAGUCUACAUCGGCUGCUGCGGCUCAGAGGUGCAUGCGCAGUGGCUGGCGGACGUUGACAGCGUGACUGGCUAUGAGCAGACCGGCUGCGCUGCCUCCAUGUUUGCCAACCGACUCUCCUGGUUCUACAACUUCAAAGGACCUUCCAAGAUCGUCGACACAGCGUGCUCGUCGUCGUUUGUGGCUCUCAACGAUGCCAUUAGCGACAUCAAGGCGGGAGUGAUUGACUAUGCGGUGGUCGGAGGUGCAAGCGCCAUCCUGCGGCCUCAGACCUCCCUUGCCUUCGGCAAGCUCAACAUGCUGUCCCCCGAGGGCCACUGCAAGUCCUUCGACGCGAGCGCCAACGGCUACGCGCGGGCAGACGGCAUAGUGGCAAUCGUGAUAGCGCGGCCAGGGAUCACUCUGCCACAGUUCGCACCGGUGCCGCCCCGGGGAGAUAUUCUAACAAUCGCGACUAACAAUGACGGGCGCACAAAAGAGGGCGUCACAUUUCCCUCCGGCCCCGCGCAGCGCGCCCUCGCCGAAGUGGUGUGCGCGCAAGCCGGUGUCAAGCCGAGCCAGGUUGCCUAUGUUGAGGCGCACGGCACAGGGACCGUUGUGGGCGACGGUCAAGAGUUGGGCGCUCUCGAGGAGUUCUAUGCUAUCAAGGGGGAGCGCACUGCGGAAGAGCCUCUGCUGAUUGGGUCUGUCAAGUCCAACAUGGGCCACUGUGAAGGCUGCUCCGGCCUGGCAGGGCUGCUGAAAGUGCUGAUGUCAUUCGAGCAUGGCACGUUGCCGGCCAACCUGCACUUCAACGAGCCCAACCCCAACAAUAAAUCCCUCAAGGAAGGGGUCAUCAAGGUUGUGACUGAGACGACUCCCUGGGAGGGGGGCAUUGUGGCGCAGUCCAACUUUGGCUUUGGAGGCACGAAUGUCCACCUUUUGGUGCAAGGUGGCCCAAAGCCAAGCCUGCCUCUCGGCUUUGCUCCUUCAACCCCUGACGUCUCCGAUGGCGAGGGUGCAGCGCUCUCAGACAGCCAGGGAGACACAGAUGAGGAGUUUUCUGGCUACAACGGCAUCAUUCCCCUCGCUGCAAGAACCCAGCAGGGAUUUGAUGCGCUCGUCGAGUCAAUCCAGGCCGCCCCUGGGCUGAUUGAAGACGUGGCGGGUUCGAUGCGCCGCUUUGCCAACAGCGUGGGCGCUGACUCAACCAAGCUGACUGUGCGCGGGACCCUUCACAAAGGAGUUGCCAAAUCCGCCACUGCUUCCUCGGCCAAUGCGCCCAUCUGGUUCGCCUUCUCAGGCAACGGAAGCCAGUGGCCCAAGAUGGGGCUGGAGCUCCUCUCCGAGUCGCCAGCGUACAGCAGGGGAGUCAAGGCGUGCGCAGAGGCGCUGAAGCCUUUUGGCAUCGACCUCGUUGCUGCUUUCAGUGAUGAGGCCGGAUUUUCUGAAGACCCCAUCCUGGCCGCUGUGGGCCUCAUUGCUCUCCAGGUUGGCCUGACGGACAUGCUGGCAGAGGAGUAUGGGAUUGUGCCCGCCGGGUUCCUGGGCCACUCUGCCGGAGAGAUCGCCUGCGGAUAUGCCGACGGCGGAUUCACCCGCGAGCAGGCAGUGCUAGUGGCGUACCACCGCGCCCGGCAGUGGCCGGAGGGGGGUCUGGAGGGGGGUCUCAUGGCCGCCACCGGGCUGAGCGCUGCGGCUGCGGCCGAGCGUCUGGAGAGGGAAGGCCUAAGCAGCUGCGUAGUCGCAUGCGACAACAGCCCGACCAGCACCACUCUCUCAGGUCCCAAGGAGGAGCUGCAGCAGCUGCUGGACGCUCUGAAGACAGAGGGAGUGUUUGUGCGCGCGCUGUCGACCUGUGAAGUGGCGUACCACUCUCCCCUGCUCGACCCCGUGCUGCCCCAGCUCAGCGCAGCGUUGGAAGCGCUUAUCCCCGCCCCCAAGCCGCGGUCGGAGCGCUGGGUCUCCGCUGCGUUCCCUGCCGGAUCCGAAGACCCCGACGCACUCCUGUGCUCUGCAGCUUACCAGGUGCACGCAUUUCGCAACCGGGUGCAGUUCACAGACGCUGCUGCCGCGGUUCCCAAGGCCGCCAUCCUGCUGGAGAUCGGGCCUCACGGCGUGUUGCGCUCACCCCUGCGCCAGUGCCGCCCCGAGGUGCCCUAUGUGGCCACGAUCAAGAAGGGGAGUGAUGCGAGCCAGACAGUGCCCGACUCGGUCUGCGAGCUGUGGCGCAAGGGCGCUGCCCUCUCCUGGCCGGUUGAGGAACUCAGCAAGGAGGCCACACAGCUUCCUGCUGAGGUGGCGGCUGCGCUGGUGAGCUGGGACCACAGCGGAGAAUAUCCCCUGCCCAACGCAUGGCUCUCCUCAGGCACCGCUGGUUUCACCAGGACAUUCAAGCUCGACGACCCCGAGCACGCCUUCAUCGCAGACCACAAUGUGGACGGCCGUAUCCUCAUGCCGGCGACGUCAUACCUGGUCACAGCAUGGGAGGCGCUCGCAGCGCAGCAGGAGAAGAAGAUGUCCGAGCUGCCCGUGCUCUUUGAGGACGUCAGCAUUGUUCAGGCGGUGCCUGUUGCCCCCGGCGGCUCUGUGACGCAAGGCGGGGACCUGAUCGCAGAGGGAAAGAUCUCUGUGGUUCACCAGAAGGAAGCUCCCAAGCCGGCUGCCGAUGCGGCAGAGAAUGAGGAAGCGCCAGAAAAGCCGGCUGCCAAGGAGACACCUCAAGCUGAGACUGACGCAGAUGCCGAGGCAGAGCCAACUGAGGUGGACUGGGACCACGGCGUGCUGGACACAAUGGAGGCGCCCGCAUUCUACCGUCAGGUGCUACGGACCGGGAUCCGUUACGGGCCCCACUUCAAAAUGCUCGUCAAGAAGACCAUCGACGGCUCAGCCGCCGUCCUCAGGUGGGACGCAUGCUUCAUCCGCCUGCUGGACGGUCUACUGCAGGCAGGGGCGCUGAACGCAACUGACACUCAGCUGCGAGUGCCCACAGGCAUCCGCCGCCUUCUCAUCAAGGAUGCCAACUCAGCCUCAAUCACCGGCUCAGAAGGCGCGCUGUCGAUGCUCGUUGUUCAUAAAACAUUGGCAGUGGAGGUUGACUCAGUGCUGGGCCUGACAACUUGCGCCAUGGCGGACAUUUCUGGGGUUGAGCUCGGCGUCGCGCCCCUGAGGCCCCCCAACUUCCACACCGUCGAGCGCCAAGUCAAAUUCGUGCCCUACGGCGUGAGCGAGGACGCAGAGAGGUUGGCCUACUACCGUAAGCUCGAGGGAUUCCUGGCAGCCACCAUCAGGCCCCACCUGGUCGCCAUGCAAGCUAGUGAGGAGGGCCUGCCUGAUCACCUGCAGAAGGUGUUGAAGCUCGUGAAUGCGGUGCCAUAUAAGCCUCCGAGCGCAGAAGAGGAGGAAGCCUUCCUGGCAGAGCCAUGCCACAUCUUGGCCCGCCUCUACAGGGACCUGUUCAAGGACGAGGAGACUGCCAAGGCCACCCUGGCGGAUCCCAACAUGGCGAUCGUGCAGCACCCUGAGCACAAGGAUCUGUACGCCACCGAUCCCAUUGCGAGGGGCUUUGAGGGGGAAGUGCUGACAGUCAUGCUGGACACCGUCGGAGAGAAUCUUUCCACCGACGGCUUCCGCUGCGCCGAGGUCGGCGCCGGCACGGGCGGAUUCACCCGACAGGUGAUCGAUGAGCUGGAUCGCUGCCCCUACUCGCAGCUGCUCAAGUAUGUGGCCACAGACGUGUCUGCCAGCUGGGGCGCCGCUCUCACAAAGAGCCUCAAGGUCCCGGCCCUGGAGUUCAAGGUCUGGGAUGUCAACAAGCCGGCAGGCAAAGAGCUGGAGGGCCCCUUUGACCUCAUCCUGGCAUCCAACGCAAUCCACACCUGUGACAACAUGGCAGGCAAGCCCCGCUUCUUGCUGGGUCUGGCGAACAUCACCGAGCAGCUGGCGCCCGGCGGCUUCCUGUUGGCGUACGAGGCGACUCGGCCGCUGGCAACCUUUGCCUGGGGCCUGGACAAGGUGACCUGGAACUUUACGGAUGAGCGCGAGUACGGGCUCUGGAUGAGUCCCCAGCGCUGGCACGCGCAGCUGGCAGCCGCCGGCCUUGACAUGGUCUCCGAGCACACGUGCCCUGACGCGAGCGGGUGCAUGUUCCUCUACCGCAAGCCGGACCUGGCAGCCCGUAAUGACGUAAUCCUGAGGGCGCCACGUAUCGGCGCGUCAGAGGCUGCCAUGGACACCUGGCUGCAUGACUACACUGACUCACUCGACAGCGUGGCUGGAGCAGAGCGUGGGAUGCCCGCUCCGGGCGGCCCCAAGGAAGAGGCAACGCCUGCACCCGACGCUGAACCGGCGGCGGCCGGCCGGCUGUGGCUGACAGGGACGCUGCAGAGCAACGCAGGGAUCCUUGGUCUCAUGAAGUGCGCAAGAGCCGAGCCCCGGGGCGGUGCUCUGCGCUGUGUUAUGGAUGCCUCCUCCAAGUACAGCCUGCACACCGGCGACAGGCGCGGUGAUGUCGGCGAUGGCGAUGCUGACCUGGCGCCGCUUGUCGAGCAAGCCCGCCAGCUGGACCUGACCUUCAAUGUCUUUGUCGAUGGCCGCCACGGCGCCUACCGCUCCAUCCCCAUGCCGGCUGACAAAGUGGACAAGCUUUCAGCAAGGGCGGGGGCACCGCAGGGCGCGCAUCUGCAGGUGCAGACUUAUGGAGACCUCAAUUCCAUGCGCUGGGUGCAGAACCUGCCUCUGCCUUCCUCUGCAGACGGCUACGUGGUCUGCGACGUUGACUACGGCGCGCUCAACUUCCGCGACGUGAUGCUUGCGUAUGGGAAGCUGAGCCGAGACCUGAUGGCGCAUGGCAAAAACGGCCAGGGCGGGGGUGACUACAUCGGCCUCGAAUUCUCCGGCAAGGUCGGAGUCGGAGUCGGAGAACGCCGCGUGAUGGGCGUGGGCCAGAACGCGAUAGCCACUCGCCUAGCAACACGUGGCGAGCUUCUGUGGGACUACCCAGCUGACUGGACCGCUGCCCAGGCCGCGACAGUGCCCGUGGCUUACUGCACCGCAUACUACUCCUUAGUCAUGCGCGGCCGGCUCCUACCCGGCCAGCGCGUGCUGAUACACUCCGGCAGCGGCGCCGUGGGAUUGGCGGCCAUCGCUAUCUGCCUGCACCGCGGUUGCGAGGUGUUUGUGACGUGCGGCUCUGCAGAGAAGAAGGCAUUCCUGAUGGAGAGGUUCCCGGCGCUCAAGGAAGACCACAUUGGCGACAGCCGCUCUACUUCCUUCGAGGCACUCGUCCUGCGCGCCACCAAGGGGGCCGGCGUUCACAUGGUGCUCAACUCCCUGGCAGGCGACAAGCUGCAGGCGAGCGUCCGGUGCAUUGCUAGCUACGGCAAGCUGCUGGAGAUCGGCAAGUAUGACAUCCUGAAGGGCACCGGACUCUCCAUGCGGCCACUGCUGCGCAACAUCGAGUUCCAGGGGAUUGAUCUCGACCGCGUUUUCAACGACGGCGAAGACCCCGCUAAGAUGGCGGAACUGAGCGCUCUUCUGAAUGAGGGCAUCCGCACAGGCGAGGUGCAGCCGCUGCCAUUCAAGGUCUACAAGGCGGAUGAUGUACCUUCCGCCUUCCGCUACAUGGCCUCAGGCACACACAUCGGGAAGGUCCUGGUGCAACCAAUCCCAGGGACAGAUGAGGUGGCUCCUUCUUCAGAGCUCAGCGCGGUGCCUCAGAUCAGCUUCAGGCCCGACAGGACGUAUGUGAUCACCGGAGGACUGGGGGGCUUUGGCUUGGCGACGGCGACCUGGAUGGCCGAAAAGGGCGCUCGCAGUUUGGUGCUGACUUCCAAGCGAGGCAUGCGCACCGGCGAGCAGGCUGCCUGCGUGCAGAGACUGCGCGACAGCUUUGGCGCCAAGGUGGCGGUGUCAACCUUGGACGUGGCAAACCUUGACGAGGCGCAUGCACUGAUCAAGCUCGCAGACGGCCAGGCUCCUGUCGGUGGCGUUUUCCACCUCGCCAUGAUUCUGAGCGACCGCUUCCUGACCAACCAGACUGGCGAAAGCUGGCAGAAGGCGGUGGAGUGCAAGGCGCAGGGGGCGCUGCACCUGGAUAUGGCCUGCCAAGGGCUGACUCACCUGGAGCACUUUGUCAUGUUCAGCUCCAUGGUCGCGUGGGCCGGCAACGAAGGCCAGGGCAACUACGCGUGGGCAAACAUGGUGGGCGAGAUGCUGUGCGAGUCGCGCAGGAGAGUGGGUCUGCCAGGCCUCGCCAUCUCCUGGGGCGCAGUGGCCGGUGUUGGGUACAUCGAAGAGGUCCUGCGUGGCAAGAUCAUCGGACGCAAGUUUGAGAUUAAUCCGCCGCAGCCGAUCGAGGACUGCCUCGUUGCUCUGGGCAAGUACCUCUGCGGAGGGCCCGGCAUCAGAUCUAUGAUGGGCUGCAAUGCCACACUCAACGAGCUGUACAGCAACACCGGCAGCGACAGUGAUAAGGGCCUGGUGGCGUCGGUGCUGGACCUGAUGGGCCUGAAGGAGGGGGAAGUUGGAGAGAACGACAGCCUGGCAGAUCUGGGCCUAGAUUCCCUGCAGCUGGUCGAGAUCCGCUCCAAGAUCGGGACGCUGACCCUCGCGGGCCUGAGGGAGUUGGCCGAGGAGGCCGGGGAGUCGAAGACCGCGCCGGCUGAGGCGGCCGAGCCGUCGGCCGCUGAGGAGCCGCAGGAAGCUGCCGUGGCAGCUGCCUUGAAGCUUCCCGCUGAUGACGCACGCCCAAGCACCCCGCCGCUAGAGAAAGAGGAGAUUGCUCCGCGCACACCUGACCGCCAGAGCCUGCCCAACAUUCCCCGUCCACCAUCGCCGACUGCGCUGACAACUCCGGUUGUGGCCAAGCCAGUCAAGGCGUACGACGGGAAGAGGCCGGCUCGCAGCCCAUCAACGGACUCUGCCUUUGACUUAGAGAUCCCGGUCCCGGCGGUUGCGCCAGAAUCCGCCGCGGCAACGGCGGCCGCCGCAGCCGCCGCCGAUGAGCGCCCCUGGCAGCGUGAGGCCAAGUGGGCCGUCUCAACUCUCAUCGGCAUUCUGUACAUUGGAUCCGUGCUCAUGUCCGUGGGAGUUCCCUGCUUCGCCGCUGCCGCCGGAAUCGGAGCAAAACUGGGCAUCUGGGCGGCUCUGCCACUCAUUCCUCUGGUCUGGUUGACGCUCGGAUUCGGCCUCUGCUUUGCAUGCGUGCUGACCAAGCGCAAUAUCGGACCUCGACUGUCCCCCCGCCAUCCCAUCAAAAUGUUCUCCGGCGACUUUGCUCGCUGGUGGCUGGUGAACAGGAUGGUGGGAGUCACAACGAUGAUCUUUGCCGACCAGCUGCGCGGCACCGGCCUCCUCGUCUCCUGGCUGCGAGCGAUGGGUGCGCACAUUGGGGAGAACGUUGUGAUUGACACCCUGGAUGUGACGGACUUUGACCUGAUCAGCAUCGGAGACAACGUGGCGAUUGGUGAAGGCGCCACCGUCAUGGGCCAUUACUACAAAGGCGGCUUCUUGCACUUUGACGAGGUGGUCAUUGGGGACGGGUGCCGGCUGGACCCUUUCAGUCUGGCAGGCCCGGGGCUGACUCUGCUCAAGGGAGAGCAGCUGCCGGCGCUCGCCACAAAGCCUCGCAAGGCCGCCCCUGUCAGGAAAGCAAAGGGAUCGGCAGCCGCCGCGCAGCCGCCGCCGCAUAUGGCUGAGUCACUGACUCCCAUUGAGAGCCCUGCUGUCGCGGGCAUGUACACCAUCGCCCUGGUGACGGCGCCUGCAGUCUACUCAGCGCUGUUUGUCAUCGCCCGCACGAUGGCGUUCCUGGGACUUCAGCUUCCCUUCAUGACUUCCCCUGCCGUCUUCGCUGUCGCCGCCCUGACCGCCAUGGUCUCCCCGCUCUUCAUCCCCAUGCUCUUCCUGGCGCUGCCGGCUGAGGCCGGGGCUCUGGCAGCACUCCUUCACCCGGCAACGGCGCUUCUGUUCGUGCCCCUUGUGCCGGUGGCCUAUGUCAUCUUCGGCGUGCUGCUGUGCGCUGCUAUGGUCGCCAUCAAGUGGGCCGCUCUGGGCCGUGCCAAACCUGGCACUCACAGGCGGCUGUCGGAGUAUGGGCUGCGUUUCUGGCUGGCCCAGAGGGCGGUCGAGAUGGGCUACAAGCGUUUCGCCAUCAUGGGCACGUGGGCGAUCAAUGUGUACCUCAGAGCCAUGGGCGCCAAGAUUGCAAAGGAGGUCAACAUCCGCUUCGGCAACAUGAUGCUCACCCCAGACAUGCUCGACAUUGCCGAAGGGGUGCACAUCGGUGAUACGGCCAACAUUUUGACUUCCAUGGCGCUGGACGCAGACCGAGUCCUCGUUGGCAAGGUUGAUAUCGGGCAGCAGGCCAUGCUGGGAUUGGCGUCCGUGCUGUGCCCGGCAACUCGGGUGGGCAAGGGAGUUGUGUUGGGAGGACAGGCCUCGGCUGAACCGGGCGCUGACCUCAUGGCUCAGAUGCUCUACUUUGGAACACCCGCCACUGCCCUGUUCAAGUCCCCCGUCCGCCUGGGGGUGAUGGACCCGGCGACAACCCCCGGCGAGAAGCUGCGCUUCGCGUUCGCUCCCCUGCUGCAGCCGCUGCUCGCAUUCCUGAUCGUCACAAUUGCAGCGCAUGCUGCCUCGAUUCUGGCAGCGGCCGUCGCGGCUCUGGCUUAUUCUCCCAACGUGGCUCUGGCGCUCGCACCGCUUGUGUACACUGCCUUUGGGGCAGGCCAGGUUCUGCUGAUUGCUGGGUGCAAGGCCCUGCUGGUGGGCAAACUGCAGCCUGGAAGGGUGUGGAAGAAGACUGAGGCCUACAAUCUGCAACGCACCCUCAUGCUCAUCGCCCAAAUCCCCUUCAGCCACACCUUUGCUGAGGCAGUCAGGGGCUCGUUCUGGUAUAAUGUCUCUGGCCGCAUCUGGGGCAUGACUGUUGGGAAAGAGGUGUUUGCAGACACAUGCAUGGCGCACAAUGAUUUUGACCUGCCUCUGGUCGAGGACGGAGUCAUUCUGGGCCGCAAUGCGAUUGUAUUCUGCCACCUGGGAACAUAUCGCAAGGACGGGCAGCUCAUAAUCCACCAGGACAAUUCAAAGUUCGGCAAGGACAGCAUAAUCGGAGCACGCUGCGCCACGCUGCCGGGUUAUGACCUGCCCGCCAGCGAGGUGCUCGCUCCCCUGCAACUCGGCAGCGCCGUCCUUUACAGUGCAGCCUACACUUUUAAUGCAGCGUCCGACCAGGCGAUUAAGGUCGACAUCCUGAUCCUGAGUCGUGAAGUGCCACAGCGCAAGCCGGCGUCUAAACGAACGCAUCACGUCGGGAGCCUUUCGCUGGAGUUCGAUCGGGGCAUCGCUGCAGGGAUGUUCAAUACAAGCAUGCGCGUGAUAGGGGCCAGUGAGAUCAUGAUGAUCCCCCAUCUCACGCUACUGAUCACUAUCGUGCGUUUCGGUGUCCUUGCCGUGGCUGCAGCUGCUCUGGUAGCUGCAGCUGGCCUGGCUGCCAUGAAGGCUUAUUCUGAGCUGCGCAGGUUCAUCGUGCUCUUCAGGAUUCCACACCCACCAGAGGAAGCUAUCCUCUUGGGGUCGGCGCUGGCGGUUCAGCGGCCAGACCACCACAGGUCACUGCGCGCGUGGGCCAAGCAGCUUGGAGGCAUCUACGCAAUCCGCAUCGCAGGCUUCCACAUGGUGGUGGUGGUGGACGCUGAGCUGGCGAGCCAGGUGCUGGGAAAUGGGGAGGGCCUGUGCAAGGCGCUGGAGCCGGACCUGUCUGACAAGCUGAUGAGUCACAGCGGCCACCGCACCAUGUUCUCUGCCGACACCAACUCGCCCUACUGGCGGCUGAUUCGCAAGGGCGCCGCGCCAGCCUUCAUCUCCAAAAACAUCAAGAAUGGUUUCCCGGAUGUGGUGAAGAUUCUGGACCAGGUCGUGGCGAAAUUUAUGGCGCUGCCCCCUGGGGAGGAGGUGGAUGUUAAUAAUGUAGCGCUGCGGCUGGCGAUGGACAUCACCGGCAUGGUCGGCUUUGCCAAGGACUUCGGCACCACGCGCUCCUUCAGUGAUGCCGGCACCGACGAACUCUUCUUCAUCCUGCGGUCCACGGUCCGGGAGCUGUACUGCGGGGCGACAAACCCGGCACGUCACCUGAUGCUAUGGCUGCCGGAGGUUCGCCGCGCGCCGAGCCUCUUCAGAGCCUUCCGCGCGCGCAUGAUGCAGCUUCUGCACGAGGUGAAAGCGCGGGGGGAGCCGAAGGACGAGGAUGUCAGCAUCGCAGCGCACCUGCUGCGGCUGCGCGACCCGGCGACAGGGAAGCCUCUGCCGGACAAGCUCGUGGCGGGCGAGUUCGGGGUCUUCUUCGUGGCAGGCAUCGAGAGCGCCGGGAAUGCCAUAUCAUGGACGCUGUAUCUGCUGUGGCAGCACCCGGAGGCAGAGCGGAAGCUGGCACAGGAGCUGGAUGCAGCCGGCCUGCUGGUCACCCCCGAGCGGCCGCACCCGCGGCCGAUGGAAUAUGCGGAUCUGGGGCAGCUUACAUAUCUCUCCUGGGUCUGCAAGGAGGCGAUGCGGGUGCGGCCGGUGUCGAGCACCGGUACGACGCGCUAUGCAAAGAGGGACAUGUGGCUGGGGGGUUACUACGUGCCAAAGGGCAGCCUCCUGAACGUUCCCUUUGACGCAGUCCACCAUUUCCCCGGCAACUGGCCCCAGGACACCGACGCCUUUAUCCCGGAGAGGUGGGCGGUGCCCUCCGCUGAGCUGGCAGCCUCCAAGGACAUUCCAAUCGCAUCGGCUGCGCUCAGGGCUCCGGUGGCGCCCGGCUCCCCCGGGUCGGAGGCGGCCAAGGACGCCGCUGCCACCGGCCCCAAGCGCUUCCUGCCCUUCAGCACCGGGCCCAGACAGUGCAUCGGGCAGUCGCUGGCGCGCAUAAUGCACGACACGACGGUGGCACGGCUGGUGGCGCACUUCACGUUUGAACUGGCGCCGCGCAUGGGCGGCCCGGCCGGCGUCGACGCGCGCGAAAUCAACCGGCUCACGCUGCAGCCCGGGGGCGGCAUGUGGAUGCGCCUGCGGCCGCGCAUUGAUGUGGCCGCUGAUGUGGCGGUCGCCGGAUGA
Molecule: messenger RNA, 11421 nt
Organism: Coccomyxa subellipsoidea C-169
Lineage: Eukaryota; Viridiplantae; Chlorophyta; Trebouxiophyceae; Coccomyxaceae
Exons: 76
Coding region: 1-11421 (3806 amino acids)
Biological process (GO): fatty acid biosynthetic process
Molecular function (GO): oxidoreductase activity, acting on paired donors, with incorporation or reduction of molecular oxygen; iron ion binding; 3-oxoacyl-[acyl-carrier-protein] synthase activity
Source: RefSeq, a predicted model, not a curated record